This is a messenger RNA of Zychaea mexicana, 2346 nucleotides long. Its product is annotated as Sac2 family-domain-containing protein. Bases 1 to 2346 code for a protein of 781 amino acids. Gene Ontology annotation, molecular function: syntaxin binding. NCBI's taxonomy places the organism in Eukaryota, Fungi, Mucoromycota, Mucoromycetes, Mucorales, Lichtheimiaceae. Gene Ontology annotation, cellular component: GARP complex. Gene Ontology annotation, biological process: endocytic recycling; retrograde transport, endosome to Golgi; Golgi to vacuole transport. The record is from RefSeq and is a predicted model, not a curated record. The transcript is spliced from 15 exons.
AUGGACGCUGCAGGCAGCAACACCACUACCAACAACAGCAACGACAAUCUCAUCACUCGACAAAAUGAAGAAUUACGGAGGAGCAUAGACAAAGCUCUACCUUCGGUUCCAUCGUCUGACGAAGAUUUAAGCAACACUAAUAAACCCGCCGCCGUAGAAGAUGACGAUUCCGAUGACGACAAGCCUUUACGGCCAGCAGUAUCAGGAACAUCAACAGCAGACGGGCCAUCAACAACUUUAAAAGAACUCGAAUGGCUGUUCGAAGAAGAAGAUCCAGCGGACAAGGACAACGCGUCGUUGGAGGAUGAUUUUUUAGACGAUGAUUUCGAUCAGAUUACAUUUGACGAAGUGGAUGAUCGUAUAUCCGCGUUUCAGGAGGAUGCAUUUGUUCGAGAAGCUUUGGAAAAAGGCAUGGAUUUACGCGAAUAUGCAUUACAAAUCGAGGAGGAACGAGAGUCUGUACAAAGGGAUCUUGAAAAUGACUAUGUUCAGCAGAUCCGGUCGUUUGUGGAGUUACACUCCGAAGUUCAGAGCUGUGACGAAGUGCUUGGAAGGAUGGAGGAGCUUUUGAGCGUAUUUCAGAGUGAUUUGGGCAAUAUCAGCGGAGAAAUUAAGAGUCUGCAGGAACGGUCUUCUCGCAUGAGCGUCAAAUUACGGAACCGCAAGGGUGUUGAAACAAAAUUGAGCAAGGCAUUGCAGGGCAUGGUGAUUCCUCCUUACAGUAUCAAAAAGAUUACCGAAGGCGAAGUGGAUGAAGUAUGGCUACAAUACUUGCUUGCGAUCAAUCAGCAAAUGCGAUUUGUCAAAGCAAACCAGAACAAACCGAUCAAGGCGCUCCGUAACGUUGGACCCGAAUUAGAAAAGUUACGACUCAAGGCAGCAUCCACUAUUCGCGAUUUCUUUAUUGAGCGGAUCAAUGCAUUACUUGUGCCCAACACAAACGUACAAAUUAUGCAGCAAUCCGUGUUUCUGAAGUACAAGGAGCUUCACCAGUUUGUAAUUGAACGACAUCACGAUGCAGCGACAGAAAUACGGCAAACUUAUGUGAAUGCGCUCAAAUGGUAUUUUAAUAACCAUUUUGAGCGAUACAGCAAAGGAUUAACCAAACUUCAGGCAAGGACUGACAAAUCUGAUUUGAUUGGCGUUGAGGAACAUGGAAGAAAAGGUCUCUUUAGUAGUACUAAGGUGGCGCUAAAAGACAAAACCAAUGUGUUUGCUCUCGGUGAUCGUAUUGAUGCUUUAAAGAUGACAGAUCAAGGUGUCAUCCUUGUGCAUGUUGCAGAGGAUAAAGAUCAGAAAUUCCAAUUUGAACAGCUGUUCAGAAGCUUCAAUCUGACUCUUAUUGACAAUGCCAGCUCAGAAUAUCUGUUCAUUUACGAGUUCUUCUCGUCCAGAGAUACCAAAAAGUCUGCUGAUACAGCGAAAUCUGUAUUCCAACAAAUAUUUGAUCCUACUGAAAAAGUCGGAUUGACAUUUACCAAAGGUUAUAUCGAAAAUUCAUAUGAUGCAGUGGGUAUACUUCUAUGUAUUCGUAUCAAUACCCAGCUGGCAUUAGAAUUGCAACGAAGACGCGUACCUGCAUUGGAAGGAUAUACCAAUUCAACAAAUAUGACGCUAUGGCCACGAUUUCAACAUGUUAUGACCCUGCAUGUGGAGAGUUUGAAACGGAUGGCAGCUACCAAAUCCGUCAUUAGUGCUGUCAAAGACAUUCAUCCACAUUAUAUCACUCGACGAUAUGCCGAAUUUGCGGCUUCAUUACUAGUAUUGAAUGAAGGAUAUGACGAUGCCAUAUUGAUCAAUAGUGUCCAAAAAAUGCGAAACGAGUUUGAAGGGUUAUUGGCAAGAAUGUCCAACGAGUUUUCAGAACCUACACGACGGAUAGCAUUUUUGAUAAACAAUUAUGAUGUGAUCGUCUCCGUCUUCCAGGAAGCGCAUAAUCGAGCACUAGAAAGCGAGCUAGAGCACGUUCGACAGUUACUAUCCAUUCACACUGGGGCGUUCGUGGAUGAACAAUUAAAGCCAUUCUUUGGCAGUAUGGUUGAUUGUGUAAAACGGUCAGAGCAAUCCAAGAACAUGGCUCAACCAGAAAAAGGUGAAAUGCAACGGAUAUCACACGAAUUCGCACAAACUUGGCGACAGAGUCUGACGUCAAUCAAUUCAUCCGUGAUCCAAUACUUUUCCAAUUUCAAAAACGGAACGAUGGUGCUACACGCAGUGUUGGGCCAGCUUAUUGUGUACUAUACCAAAUUCUUAGAUAUUCUAGAACAGCGUGGCAUUAGUGGUGUUCAGCCUGUGGGGGUUCAAACCGUCAUGGUGGAAAUAAAAAAGUUCAGAAGCACUUUUUAA